AUGGCACGUCAAGCACCCGGCGGAGCGUCAAGCAUUUGCUUGGGAUUGGCCGAGAGCGAGCUCAAGGCAGUUUCUUCGAACGCCUUCGCCUCGAACGCCAGCCAAAACAGCGGCAACGUCCUGACAGACCGCCCCAGCACCAUGCUACAUGCUCCUCCAGGCGGGUAUUCCACCAUUUGCCUGGGUGGAGAUGAAGCUCCGGUCAUCCGCCAAUCCAACUGGACACCGCCAGGAGGGAAGUCGACGAUCUGCUUGGGGACGGAUGAAGCUCCGGUGUCGUCCAAUGCCUUCGCCUGCGGUGCCAGUCAGAACUCGGGCAACGUGCUGACAGACCGCCCGACGACAUCGCUGCACGCUCCCCCGGGAGGUCAUUCAACCAUUUGCCUGGCAGCGGGCGCAUGCACCGCAGACCGCCUGCCUCGACAAGGAGGUGUCACCGCGGGCGGACAGAGCACAGUAUGCUUGGGUACCGAUGCCAGUGAUUGGAUGGUCUCCUCAAGGGCAGUUGGCAGCGCAAGGAAGGCGAUGCCACAUGAGACCGUUGCGACCGAGGAGGAGGAGAUUGCACAGGAGGAGCUUUCCGAGAAGGAUUCCCCAGAGGGAGGCGUCACCGCGGGCGGAAACAGCACAGUAUGCUUGGGUACCGAUGCCAGUGAUUGGAUGGUCUCCUCAAGGGCAGUUGGCAGCGCAAGGAAGGCGAUGCCACAUGAGACCGUUGCGACCGAGGAGGAGGAGAUUGCACAGGAGGAGCUUUCCGAGAAGGAUUCCCCAGAGGCGGUGCAGAACGUUGAGACCUGCAAGGUGAAGGGAAGCGACCGAAGUCGUGUCCAGGAGUUGCCAACGCCGAUUCGCGCACGGGCGCCUCCUGGCGGGGCCGGGCCGCCGAGAGUCCCGGUUCCAGCUGUGAGUGUGGAGACAGACCGAGGUGGCGACCGUGCUCCGCGAUUCCUCGGCACGGUCGACUGGCAAGUGCUGCGGCCUCAUAUUGGAGUUGCGUUGGGCACGACCGAUGACAACGAUGUGAUGAGUGAUGAGGAGAUGGCACGAGGGAAGUCGACGAUCUGCUUGGGGACGGAUGAAGCUCCGGUGUCGUCCAAUGCCUUCGCCUGCGGUGCCAGUCAGAACUCGGGCAACGUGCUGACAGACCGCCCGACGACAUCGCUGCACGCUCCCCCGGGAGGUCAUUCAACCAUUUGCCUGGCAGCGGGCGCAUGCACCGCAGACCGCCUGCCUCCACAACAAGGUGUCACCGCGGGCGGACAGAGCACAGUAUGCUUGGGUACCGAUGCCAGUGAUUGGAUGGUCUCCUCAAGGGCAGUUGGCAGCGCAAGGAAGGCGAUGCCACAUGAGACCGUUGCGACCGAGGAGGAGGAGAUUGCACAGGAGGAGCUUUCCGAGAAGGAUGCCCCAGAGGGAGGCGUCACCGCGGGCGGAAACAGCACAGUAUGCUUGGGUACCGAUGCCAGUGAUUGGAUGGUCUCCUCAAGGGUAGUUGGCAGCGCAAGGAAGGCGAUGCCACAUGAGACCGUUGCGACCCAGGAGGAGGAGAUUGCACAGGAGGAGCUUUCCGAGAAGGAUUCCCCAGAGGCGGUGCAGAACGUUGAGACCUGCAAGGUGAAGGGAAGCGACCGAAGUCGUGUCCAGGAGUUGCCAACGCCGAUUCGCGCACGGGCGCCUCCUGGCGGGGUGGCGACCGUGCUGUUGGGCUGA
Messenger RNA from Effrenium voratum, 1710 nucleotides. The record is from the annotation of a GenBank genome assembly. NCBI's taxonomy places the organism in Eukaryota, Dinophyceae, Suessiales, Symbiodiniaceae.